AUGUCUCAGAUCCCGUACCGGAGCUUCAUCUCUUCGAAGCCCUUCCUUGUCGUGGGACCACUAUGGGCAUCGUUUUAUGCGCACAGCGAUCUCCUGGCGCAGUCAUCUCCAGUAUUCGACAGAGAUGUCAAUGGGGAGAUGAGGGAAAAACAGCUGGAAACAAUCGAGAUUAAAGAUGUGAAUGGGGACAUCGACGACGACACUGUGAUGCGUUUCCUUGAGUACAUCUACAGUGGCGAUUAUACUGUGCCAGAUCCUGAUAUCGUCCAACUCUCGACGGAUUCAACGGAGCCUCAAGAAGCCUUUGUCCCUAAAGCAUUGAUGGCACCGGAAGACGACUGGGCUGUGCCUUUCACAGGCAAGAGAGAGAAAAAGAAAAAGAAGAGAGAUUCUGUGCUUGAGUGGAGUUCUGGACGUGAUCUGAGCACAGAGAAUCCGUCUCCGUCGGUUAAAUCAGCAAGGGAAGACAAUCAACAUGUGCAAGGAACACCAGGACCCAUCGUUCAACGCGUUGACUCUGACCGGCAAAAGCUUUGGGACAGCUUCUGCUCUGGCGUACACGUUGUGGAACAUCAACCAUGGAGACCACGGGGUCAGAAUGGCGAACGUGAGGAUUAUACCAAUAUCUUCCUGUGUCACGCGCGCUUGUACAAGUUCUCAGAUCGUUAUGGCUGCAAACAGCUCAUGGAUUUAGCCUUACAGAAACUUCGAUUGACCCUGUCCCAAUACAUCUUUUACCAGCAACGCGCACCUGAUAUUGUGAAAUUGAUUCAGUACACUUAUGCUCAUACUGCAGACUUCGACCAUGGGCACGAUAGACUUCGGGCUCUCGUACUGGACUUGACACUUUGCUAUUACCGUGAGCUGAUCGAGCACCCGCUUUUCGUUGAGCUGUUACAAGAAGGAGGGUCGCUUUCAAGCGAUGUUAUGGUCGGAGUCGCCCCAAUGGUCUCUUAA
Lithohypha guttulata is the source of this 957-nucleotide messenger RNA. RefSeq lists its product as uncharacterized. The transcript is spliced from 2 exons. Gene Ontology annotation, molecular function: protein binding. The record is from RefSeq and is a predicted model, not a curated record. The coding region runs from base 1 to 957 and encodes 318 amino acids. Lineage: Eukaryota; Fungi; Ascomycota; Eurotiomycetes; Chaetothyriales; Trichomeriaceae.